UGGGAGCGAUCGCUGGGGUCACUCAGGCCCGCAGCAGGAAGUGAAUCGCUCUCGCUGCAGUGACUCUGCGGCGCUGUGGGGAGCCCACGCUCCUUGCAAGAUCCCCGAGCCCCGGCGGCUGCUGCUGGGGACCCCGGAGCCCUGGCUGCAGCCGGGAGAGGGGAAUCUCCAGCAGUAACAUUCCCGCUGCUCCCCAGGAGCCUCCCCCCGGUGCAGAGACCCCAGCCUGGCCAGGACCCCCCUUCCCAGGCCCCAGCCCCUGCUCCCGGGGAGGGCACCGCUUGGAGGGAAGAUGCCGGUGACCUUCGAGGAGGUGGCUGUGUACUUCACGGAGGGGCAGGGGGCUCUGCUGGACCCCGGUCAGAGAGCCCUCUACAGGGACGUCAUGCAGGAGAAUUAUGAGACUGUGACCUCGCUGGGUAAGGAUUCCUGUCCCCUCAGGUAUUUGAAGCCACGGGGUCUGUGUUUCUGCAUCUGGUCAGGUUCUUCCCUGGUCAGUUAGAUUAGAGCGGAAUGGCAUUGUCCAAAGCUCCAGUCUGAGAGAGCCAUUUACCUCCAUACCCUCUCCAAUGGGAUGAACCUAAUGGACCUGCUAAUUCAUCCGCAUCCCUCCAGCUUUCCCAGGGGCAGAAGCCAUUUAUUAUCCUAUGUGCAUUAAUUCUUACUCACAUGCAGGAUCUCUGUGCACCUUCCUUCCUGGGACUGGCUCCUGUGACACUCUAUACCUUGGGGGAGCCCCCUAUAGCCCCCAUAUUCCUCUUCUGUAUGUAAUUGUGAUAUUGCAUAUAAAGCAUGCCAUGUGAGGUAUUAGGGAAAAGGUUCUGAUCGGCUUAAGGUCACUGUUCUAUCUAAAUAUGUGUAUCUUUAGUGCAUAUGAAGUUAUGAGAUUGUUUUAUAUGGUUGUCACUAAAAUAUGCUGUGGACUUGGGAGGUGCCCAGAUACUGGCUCUACGGAGACAAUGAAAAGGGAGGUAACCAACAGCCGGGUGGGUGCUAUUGCGCAGAAAUCACCAGCCAUUCUCCAGCAAGGGAGUUACAAUUCAGUGACUCACCGGUAUGAGGCCACACCAGGGGAAUUGCUCAGCCUGGCCCUGGAGACUCAGCAAAGCCCCCAGACAUGACUGGAUUUGUGCUUCCCGAGCACAUGGGACUGAGGAUACAAAACAGAACACAGUGGCCACAUGCUGGACCUUUCUUCUUCACCCACCUACACUGAAAGCAACAAGGACACUGAAGACUUGAGACUCCAACUGAGGGGACUGGCCCAGAUUUCAAAGGACUCCCCAUUCCCAAACCUGACCUGAUUGCCCAGCUGGAAGCAGGGGAAGAGCCAUGGGUCCCGGAUCUUCAGGUCUUUGAGGAAAGGAAGAUCCCAAGAGGCACCCACACAGCAGGUGACGAGACAAUGAGUGAUAACGAGGAGGGGGAUCCACAGCAGGAAGGACUUGAGCAAGUGGAACUCCAGGGGACCUUUUUAAGAAAAGCUGGAGGGGAGUUCUCCCAGUGCUUGGAACAGAGAAAAGCCUGGAGUAAUUGGCACAGGUCAGAGAGGAAGCUAGGAAAAUGCCCAAGGAAGAAAGUGGAGGAAUCCAUUGAAUGUGGGAGAGGAGGCAAGGAUCCCAAGGAAUCUGCAGCCCAGCAGACAAAUCAGAGGGAAAAGAAACUGUAUACAUGCUUGGACUGUGGGAAAAGCUUCAGUCAGCGCUCAGGUCUUAUUUGUCACAGGAGAAUCCACACAGGAGAGAGGCCAUACAAAUGCCUUCAGUGUGGGAAAAGUUUCAGUGCACCAUCAGCCCUUAUUGUACAUCAGCGAACCCACACGGGAGAGAAACCCUAUAAAUGCUUGGACUGUGGGAAAAGUUUCAGUCGGCACUCAGCCCUUAAUAGCCAUGGGACAAUCCACACGGGAGAGGGACCAUAUAAGUGCCUUGAGUGUGGGAAAAGUUUCAGUGUACCCUCAGCCCUUAUUACACAUCAGAGAAUCCACAUGGAAGAUAAACCCUUUAAAUGCUUGGACUGUGGGAAAAACUUCAGUCAGCACUCAGGACUUAUUAACCACAGGAGAAUCCACAUGGGAGAGAGACCAUAUAAAUGCCUUCAGUGUGGGAAAAGUUUCAUUGUAACAUCAGCCCUUAUUACACAUCAGAGAACCCACACGGGAGAGAGACCCUAUAAAUGCCUUCAGUGUGGGAAAAGUUUCACUGAAUCAUCAACCCUUAUUGUACAUCAGAGAACCCACACAGGAGAGAAACCCUUUAAAUGCUUGGACUGUGGGAAAAGCUUCAAUAGGAGCUCAAAUCUUACUACCCAUCGGAGACUGCACACGGGAGAGAGACCCUAUAAAUGCUUGGACUGUGGGAAAAGUUACAAUGGAUCAUCAGCCCUUAUUGUACAUCAGAGGAUCCACACAGGAGAGAGACCCUAUAAAUGUUUGGACUGUGGGAAAAGCUUCAGUCGGCGCUCAAUCCUUAUUAGACAUGGGAGAAUCCACACUGGGGAGAAACCCUAUAAAUGCUUGGAGUGUGGGAAAAGCUUCAGUCAGCGCACAGGCCUUAUUAAGCAUGGGAGAACCCACAAGGGGGGAAAACUGUGAAAAUGCCUCCACUGUAGGAAAAGCUUCCAACAGAACUCACACCUUAUUAGACAAUCCACAUAAAAGAGAAACCCCAUAAAUACUUGAAUGGUGGGAAAAGCUUCAAACCCAGGCCAUAUCUUCCUAAACAUCAGAGAAUUCACAUGGGACAGAAUCUAUAAAUGUCUCAACUGUGGAAAAAGUUUCAUUUGAAUAUCAAACCUUGCUUCACAUUAGACGAUCCACACAAGAGAGAGAGCCCAUAAAUACUUGGAUUGUGGGAAAAGCUUCAAUAACUGGAGGGAAAGAUUCAGUCUAAGCUCACACAUUAUUCCCCAUCAGAUAAUUCACAGAAGAAAGAGCUUGAAUGUGGGGGUACCUUCUUUUGGUGCGCACACAGCAUCAAGCAUCAGCAAAACCAAACAAGGAGGAGCCCUCUCAGAUGUCCUUAGCAUGAAAAAUGCUUCAGUUGGAGCUAACACCACAUUGAACAUCAGAGACUCCUCCACACAGGAGAGAAAUUCUCUCAGUGCCCUGACUAGGGCCGGUCUUAGUAAAAACUCCAUUUCCUAAUUCCCACACACAGCAGUGGCAUUUGGCUCCCAGGUAUCCAGCUGCCCAUGUCUGGGGGCAGGUUCCAGCAGCAGCUAACCCCAAUCUGAUCAGUGACCCUCUGGCUUUGCCUGGUCUAAGCAAACCUCUGGCAGAGGAGGAGCAGUUCUGAUCAGCCCCUCCUCCCUGCUGUAGCCCUGGCUGCUGAACUGAUGGGCCUUCCUGCCUCCUGGUAACUGCUGAGGAACGGGAGAGAGAAAUUCCUCCAGAAGCUCCCUCUGCUUGGAUGAAGUUCUCUUCUUUCCUUUCCCUUCCCAGUCAGGAUGCCCCUUCCAUGGAGACUAGGAGAGGGAGGCUCCACAUUCACUCUAGACACCUGUCCCCACCCCCCAUUUUCCAGUAGCCUGUGGGCUGGGCUCCCCCACUUACCUGGAGCUAGUCCCUGCAGGGUGAAUGUCCCUGAAUGCUGGCAACUCUUCCUCUCCCUAAAUCCCCUAAGGUGCUGGGUUCUGGAAGGGACCAGGAGGGAUGGGUUGGGGAAGACAGUGGGUGAUUGAAUGGUUGGGUCCGGUGGAUGUGGGGAGCGUAGGGUACUCAGUGCCAGGGAAAUCAAAUGUUAGGGAGGCCAUUUGGUCACAUGCUUUGAUAUUAGUUUAGUUUGACAGGAUUUAGCAUAGCUUUUUUUGAGGAUUUUACGAGAUAAAUGCUUGUUUGCCAGAAGUCUUUUUUAUUUAUUUUAACCUUUCUUUACCCUUUGUCAUGAGAUGUUUGUGUGUUUGAACAAUUGUGUGUUUGGGGGAGGGAUAGCUUAGUGGUUUGAGCAUUGGCCUGCUAAACCCAGGGUUGUGAGUUCAAUCCUUGAGGGGGCCAUUUACGGAUCUGGGGGGGGAAAAUGGGAAUUGGUCCUGCUUUGAGCAGGGGGUUGGACUAGAUGACCUCCUGAGCUCCCUUCCAACCCUGAUAUUCUAUGAUUCUAUGAACAAUGAACCUUAUCAAUAUGUCUCAGCACGAACACUGAUGGUGAGUGCUAGACUCGCACUCAGAGAGGCAGAGACUGAAUGGGGCAUGGAGUUACUGCCUGAUCCCUGCAGAGAUGUUAGAUGCAGUGAGAAGGGGUAGAGGAUGGGUGGUACAGGGAACAGAGCUGGGAAACAACAGACUUUCCUCUUGAGAGCCAGACAGUGGAGGCCGAGAAGUGUGUACUUGCUGCAUCAAUGCCAGAGAGACACAGGAAUUGUCCUAUGAGUGUUGGGUGAAGCCAUCCCUGAAAUCUAAAAGACUACAAAUGAUGCCCCCACAGGAAUGAAGAGGGGAGGUGGCAGCAUCUCCCGAAUGCUGAGAGGACGAGACUGGGCAGAGACAAGAAGGAAGCUGGAGAAGACAACAGGCCACCUGGGCCAAUCUUGGAGCCAGGCUGACCCCCAUCCUUGAGGCCAGAGUGGGC
Molecule: messenger RNA, 4568 nt
Organism: Caretta caretta (loggerhead turtle)
Lineage: Eukaryota; Metazoa; Chordata; Testudines; Cheloniidae
Biological process (GO): regulation of transcription by RNA polymerase II; embryo development
Cellular component (GO): nucleus
Molecular function (GO): DNA-binding transcription activator activity, RNA polymerase II-specific; RNA polymerase II cis-regulatory region sequence-specific DNA binding
Source: RefSeq, a predicted model, not a curated record